UAUGGCCGCCGCCGAUUGGCUGCGCUCGGGCCCGGCCGCUUCGACUGGCCGGACCUCCUCCAACGCAGUCUCUCCACGGAGCGCCAUUCAUAAAAGUCCUCCGAACAGGACCAUGAGCGAGCAGCGCCAGCAGCCUCCGAGUCGGACUCAGCGCGAGAAGGAGUAGAGGAAGUUUUUUUUUUUCUUUUUAAUUUUCCCUCCUAGCAAUUUUUUUUCCCGUCGGUUUCGCCUCUUCCGCCCACCGGUGCGCGUUGGAUCCGUCGGCCUACUGCGACUCCCCGGCGUACGGCCCGGACCUGUGCCCCAACAUGAUCGCCACGCAGGCCAAGCUGGUGUACCAGCUGAACAAGUACCACGGCGAGCGGUGCCAGGCGCGCAAGGCCGCCAUCGCCAAGACCAUCCGCGAGGUGUGCAAGGUGGUAUCGGACGUUCUGAAGGAGGUGGAAGUCCAGGAGCCGCGCUUCAUCAGCUCCUUGAGCGAAAUCGACGCGCGCUACGAGGGCAUGGAGGUGACGUCGCCCAACGAGUUCGAGGUGGUGCUCUACCUCAACCAGAUGGGCGUCUUCAACUUCGUGGACGACGGCUCUCUGCCCGGCUGCGCCGUGCUGAAGCUGAGCGACGGGCGCAAGCGCAGCAUGUCGCUAUGGGUGGAGUUCAUCACCGCGUCGGGCUACCUGUCGGCGCGCAAGAUCCGCUCGCGCUUCCAGACGCUGGUGGCGCAGGCGGUGGACAAGUGCAGCUACCGCGACGUGGUCAAGAUGGUGGCGGACACCAGCGAGGUGCGGCUGCGCAUCCGCGAGCGCUACGUGGUGCAGAUCACGCCGGCCUUCAAGUGCACGGGCAUAUGGCCGCGCAGCGCUGCGCAGUGGCCGGCCGCGCACAUCCCCUGGCCGGGGCCCAACCGCGUGGCCGAGGUCAAGGCGGAGGGCUUCAACCUGCUCUCCAAGGAGUGCUACUCGCUCAGCGGCAAGCAGAGCUCGGCCGAGAGCGACGCCUGGGUGCUGCAGUUCAGCGAGGCCGAGAACCGGCUGCUCAUGGCCGGAUGCCGCAAGAAGUGCCUCUCGGUGCUCAAGACGCUACGCGACCGGCACCUGGAGCUGCCCGGACAGCCGCUCAACAGCUACCACAUGAAGACGCUGCUGCUCUACGAGUGCGAGAAGCACCCGCGCGAGGCCGACUGGGACGAGGCCUGCCUGGGCGACCGUCUCAACGGCAUCCUGCUGCAGCUCAUCUCCUGCCUCCAAUGCCGCAGAUGCCCUCACUACUUCCUGCCCAACCUGGACCUCUUUCAGGGAAAGCCGCACUCGGCCCUCGAGGCGGCCGCCAAGCAGACGUGGAGGCUCGCCCGGGAGAUCCUCACCAACGCCAAAAGCUUGGACAAAUUAUAAACAAACAAACAAAAAAUAUCCCCACUUUUUGGACUUUUGUGGGUUUGCGACUCCAGACAGAAAAAGGUACACCUUUUUAAAUGUUCUCACCAAGUGAAGACGGGACUUUUAUUUAAACAAAAAAAAAAUGUGCCAAGGUGAUUUCUCUUUUCAUGGCGAGGAAAAACAUAAGCGAAAGAAUGUUAAUAAAAAUGUUUAAAAUGUAGGCCUCGUAGCGUGAUUUAAAUUCAUUUUUUGUUUUUGGAAGGGGCUUUUUUACUCCAUCUCAACGUACAUUUUCCCCAUAAAAUGCAUCAUUUCCAUGCAAGUUUUUAUUUGACACGAAUCUUACCCUCGCGACAUAUAAGGGCCACCUGUUGCUCCAGAAAAGUGAUCUCGAAUUUAUAUUUUCAUAAUCUAGUCAUAUUUCUAAAUGUAAUCCUAAUUCGUUUUUAUUUUGUUGUUAAACCAGUUUCGACACUAUAUUUUCUCCUCUUAUUUUUACAUUAACAUGAUAACAAAAUGACAUUCCAGAGAGGCCUUAAUUAUAUCAAACGCUAAUAUAUUUAUCAUUUAUAAUGCCAUUUUUAUUCUUUCUUACCUUGGGAUCAAUGGCUUUGAAGCUCGGCUCUUCCUCGUCCACCUCGAAGUAGAGCUCGGAGGCGGUGAUGGAAAGAGUGCCUCGCACCACCGCCGCCGGAGCAACCAGCUGGGCCGCCGUGCUCACGUUCACCGGGCCUGCGUGGAGCGUGGGGGAAGUGUUCAAAAUUUAAAAAAUAAAAUAAAGCGGCCUGUUAAUUAAUAUUAAGAACUAUAAUUGCCUGUAAACGUAUAAUUCAUCCCAUGAGAGCGGAAAAAAUGAUUAAAGAAAAAAAGCGAAAGCCUAAAAAUACAUUCUGAUACUUAGAUAGAAAAAAAAAUGUAUACAUUCAUGUUAAUCGCCCCUAAUUUUUUCAUAUUUUUUCCACGUGCAAAAAUGCCCCCAUAAAUCAUACACGUCUUGUUUUAUUUGCCAUAUUUUUAAAGAAAGUGGGUUCAAAAAUAAAAAGUGAAAAGAAAAAAGGCAGUUGAAUGCAAACGUAAUGCAAUUCAAAGUGAAAUAUAACUGAAAUGUACAAAAAAGUACUGUACUUGAUAUAUAAAUUAAAUAUAUGUAUUAAAUGUAAAUAUUAUUUCAGCAAUUCUGUACUAUAAAAUACUUGGUUAAAGCGGUAAAAAAGGAUUAAAGAAAAAAAGCGAAAGCCUAAAAAUACAUUCUGAUACAUUAUUUGGGAAAAAAAAAUUUAAUGCAUGCGAAACCCCCCCCCCCCCUUAAUUUUUUCAGAAUUUUGCCACGUGCAAAAAAGCUCCAUAACAUCAUACAUGUCUU
Molecule: messenger RNA, 2736 nt
Organism: Corythoichthys intestinalis (scribbled pipefish)
Lineage: Eukaryota; Metazoa; Chordata; Actinopteri; Syngnathiformes; Syngnathidae
Gene: mab21l2
Product: mab-21-like 2
Exons: 1
Coding region: 309-1388 (359 amino acids)
Source: RefSeq, a predicted model, not a curated record